Closterium sp. Naga37s-1 is the source of this 6588-nucleotide messenger RNA. The record is from the annotation of a GenBank genome assembly. NCBI's taxonomy places the organism in Eukaryota, Viridiplantae, Streptophyta, Zygnematophyceae, Desmidiales, Closteriaceae.
AUGCAGUCGCUUCCUUUCUCUCGCCCAUUCGCUCGCACACAGCCCAACCUUCUCCGUUCCCCUUCUCCCCCGUUGCCCACACUCCAAAUCACACCGCACCGCACUCCACCCCUCUCCGCCCGUCCAGCGUCCUUCUCCGCCCCUCGUGCCAGUCUGGAUCCAGCGUCCGGUUACGCAUGGGUGCAGAUUUCUCACCGCCUCUUUCUCUGGAGCUACGUAUCUGCCCGGAUCCCCUCUCGCUGCCUCGUUCUCAACCUCCCCCGCUCCGCCCUUCCCGGCGGCGCUGAUUUCGCCGCUGCUGGUGGCGGGGUGGGGAGCGGUGGAGGAGGGAGGGUGAGGGGUACUGAUGGGCAUACGUGGCUGGUCGGUCUUGUGCCUGUGUUUGCGGGGAGAGGAGAGGCGAAGGCGGAGGGGAAGGGGGAGGGGGAGGAGGAGGAGGAGCAGCAGGAGGAGGAUGCUGAGAUGACUGGAGGAAAGAGCACGGAUGUAGCAAUGGGUAUGACUGUUGAUGCUGGUGCGGGUGAUAGGCAAAGCAGCAGCAGGAGUGAGGGCUCGUCUGAUUCUCAUUCCUUUCCUAAGCUGGUUGCGUUGCGUGUGGUUGCUUGUUGCCGCCGCGUCAUGUACGUCGUGUACUGGCCUAACGUCCUUUCUCCUGCCGCUACUGCCACUGCUGCCGCUGCUGCUGGUGGCAAAGUUAUUGGCAGUGGUAGUGCGGCGGCUCCUCUUGAGCCGAUUAUAGGGAAGGCGCCGGAAGGGUGGGGGAUGGGGCACGUGGGGAGAAAGGCUGGGGGCUUUGGGUCGUCCGCGAGAGGUAAGGACGUGGUUACGAGCUUGGCCGUGGUGGGAGGGGCGGGGGGGAAGGGCAGUGGGAGACUUGCGGCAGGGAGAGAGGGAGAAGGUGAAUUGCGAGGGCAAGGGCAGCAGCAGCAGCAGCAGCAGGUACAGCAGCAGGGACAUGCAGUUGUUGAGUGUGUUGCCGUUCUGGGGUGCAGCAACGGCGAUCUUUGGCGUGUGGAAUGCACCUCGUCUUCUUCUCCCACCGCCCCCUCCGCUCCCGCUGUCCCUACUGCUUCCACUUCCUCCUCUGCGGCCGCUGACCGCCCUCACGUAGCUUUCUCUCGCUUGGACAGAGGCGCGCAACCAGGUGGCGCCAGCGUGGCAGCAGUACAGUCGCUGACGGUGGUGCCAGCAGUGAGGGGCAGAGGGAGAGACGGAAGGGGUUCUGGGGGAGGAAAUAGCGGAUGGACGAAAGGGCAAUCCGGGACGGGUAGUGAUGCUGGUGCUGGUGGUGGUGGUGGUGGUGGUGGUGGUGGUGGUGCGACUGGUGAUGAUGAGGGUAAAGAUGGUGGGAGUGAUGUGGGUGGUGGUGUUAGGAGGUCGAAACGGCUGUCUAAGGUGGUGGGGAAGGCGCAGGCGCAGCAGCAUGAGGAGGAAGGAGAGAGAAUGGAUACAGAUACAGGUGCAGGAGGAGAAGGCAUGGGUGGGGGCAGUGAAACGGCUAAGAGUUUUGACGUGCUGCUGCUAACCGCUAUAGGGUUAGAGCUCUGGCAGAUCUCCCAGGAGCUAGGAGGGAAGGGCCGGCUGAUCUGGGCCGUUGAUCUGCUCUCGGAUCCCGACGUGCAGAGGGCUCUGAUUGGCCAGAAACGCACGUGGCUUCUGGACGUCCAGGUGGCAUCAGAGCCGACAGUAUCGUUCUCUCUUCCGCAGCAGCAUCCCUCUCUCGCCCCCGCUCCCCUGCCUCCUCCGUCCCCUUCCCCCAGUCAACCCCCUACCCCGUUUUCGGCGCAGGGGAAGGGUGGGCGGCAGAGAGGAGCAGGGGAGGGUAGAGGGGCGGAGACUCCUGGGGGGGUAAUGACCCGUAGAAUGGCUGCUAAAGCACGGGCGGAGAGAUUGGGGGGAGAGGGGGCUGGAGCGGGGAAGGAGGAGAAGCAGCAGCAGCAGCAGCAGCAGCAGCAGCAGCAGCAGCAGCAGCAGCAGCAGCAGCAGCAGCAGCAGCAGCAGCAGCAGCAGCAGCAGGAUGGCAUAGGGGACGGGAAGGGGGAAGCGGCGGAGGAUGAGGAGAAAGGGGAGGAGGAGAAGGGAGGGAGGGGAGGAGGAGAGAGUGGAGUAGACGUGGUGGUGCUAGCAGCUGUUCUCGUGAAAGACAGGAGCGUGGGGUUCGGCAGCUGCUUCAUGCAGUACUGGCUGCUACGAUUUGGCAUCGUGCCUUCAUCCGCCCCUGCCCACUGCCUGCCGUGCAACCCUCGCCCCCUCUGCGAGCCCCCGCCGUCCACUGCUUUUGCUGCCCCUGGAAACACCCCCUCCAGUAUCUCCGCUCCUCAACUGCCCUGGUCGCCAGGCGCACAGACCGGAGCACCAGCAGAGGCAGGAGCAGCGGCAGGAGGAGGAGGAGGGGGAGAAGGAGGAGCAGGGUCGCAAGCAGAGUUUCGGCUAAGGUUGAAGCAGCUGCCUCUGCUGGUGGUGCCUCGAGCGAAGGUGGAGGAGGAGGAGGCUAUGUGCGCACUCUCCCUGCGUCUAGGAGGCCGGCCGAAAGGCUCUGUGCUGAUUCUCUCUGGGGAUGGGGCAGCCACGCUGGUGCAUCUGCAGGAGGGCGCGAGGGGGAGGCAGGAAGCGCGUGGGGCGGGGUAUGGGGAUGGGCGCGGGCAGGGGAAUGGGCAGGGGAAUGGCGUGGGGGUGGUGCAAAGGCAGCUGUAUCAGGUUGAUCCGAUGGGGUCUAUGGGGCGGGUUUUGGCUGCUGGGGUGUUCAGGAAGGGUAGAGGAGACUGGGAGGAGGAAGGGGAGGAGAAGGAGGAUGAGGAAGAGGGAGAGGGGAAGCAGCAGAAGCAGCAGCAGCCGGUGGGAGAUUGGAUUCUGCUGAUGGAGAGAGGAGGGGUGUGCGCGUUACCAGUGGCUGUGGCGGAAGGUAAGGGGGAGUUGGGGCUUCGACCAGGGGAGUUACGUGAGGGCGGAGGCGGAGGGGGGAGUGCUGGGGGGGGAUUGUACGAAGGCGGGAGGGGGAGCAGCGGGGAGUUGGGUCGUUUGGAAGAAGAUGGGCGGGUGCGUGGCGCUGGUGGUGCGGAGGGGGGAGACCAAGGCAUGGACGAAGUAGGAAUGGAGGGGAGGAGAGGUAUGGACGGGCAGGAGGGAGGGGCGGGGGAGAGGAAGGAGAGGGAGGAGAGGGAGGAAGAGCAGGACGAGGAGGAGGAGGGAGAGGAGGAGGAGGCGUGGGAGGAGGGCGGGCCGGCAGUGCUUGUGAGUAGUCUCUUUGACGAAUUCCUGUCUGCUGCUGCUGCGGGAUCAGGCGGGAUAGAGGCCAGCAUUGCUGCUGCAGCGGAUGCUGGAGCAACGGGAAUCACAGGACCAGGAGGCGGAGGAGGAGGAAGUGGGAGAGGAGGAGUGACAGGAGGCGAAUCCGGAUCGUUGAUUCUCCAGCGUUUGCUGCAAGCAGGCGCGUUCGAGGCAGAGGGCGAGGCCAGUCCAUUUGUGCGCUGCAGCCUCUCUAUCAUCGACGCUCUCACAAAGCACUGGGGAGCGGACGAUCCUCCCACCACCACCACCACCACCACCACCACCACCACUAGUUCUACCCCUGGCGGUGGCGGGGGUACGGGGCGAGGAGUAGACAGAGGAGUGGCAGGAGUAGCACGUGACGGGGGGGCGGCAGGGAGAGGGUUUUCGUUGUCUGGGAAGCUGGGGGUGAAGCAGUGGCAGCACGAUCGGUUUCUGGAGUUCCUGCAGGUGUCGGGCGCACAGCAGGAGCUCGCAGUCAGGCAGCGUAAGUUCUCCCUGGCUCUGCAAGUAAUUCUGGAGCAUGGAGAGCGGCUGGCGAAUGUGGCUCAUCUCAGGACCCUGCACUCCUCGCUCUUUCCCCACUUUCCGUAUCCCCUUCUUCCCCCCACUCACAGCCUUUUCCCAACCCGUCCAUUCCCGUCCCGUUCUGCCCACCCACUCUCAGUCCUGGCCCUGCAACUGAUUCUGGAGCAUGGAGAGCGGCUGGCGUCUGUGGCUCAUCUCGAAACCCUGACCCUGCACUCUUCUCUUGCCGCCACCGCCUCUAACCUGCAACAGCAGCUGCAGCAGCAGCAGCAGCAGCAGCAGUCACAGCAGAACCAGCCGCAGCAGCAGCAACAGCAGAGGCAGAAGCAGGGUUCCCCGUCCCCCUUCGCCUCCCCGUACCUGCGGUCCCCAGCACCCAGAGCUGCCGCCUCACCCUUGCACCACCACCACACUCCUAUGUCAGCAUCUGCGGCAGCUGCUGCCACUGCACGAGCAGCAGAAAGGUACGAAGAAUCAGAGGAGGAAGAUGCACGGAUGGAGAGAGAGAGGGAGGCAGCAGAGGUGGCUUCAACGUCGCUGUGGCGAGCAGUGCAGGACGCAGGGGAUAGGAUCAGGAGAGGGAGUGUGUUUCUGUUGGAGAGGGACCGGAGCCAGGUGUUUUUCGCCCGUGUUUCGGAAGCUGGACCGGAGUUUUUCUCGGCGCUUGCUGCUGCGUUUUCUGAUGCGGCUGGUGCGGUGGAGAGAGUGAGGAAGGAGGAGGCGUGGGUUGCGGGUACUCGUGCUGCUGCUGCCUCUGCGGCCACCGCCGCCACUCCCGGUUUUGAUGGUGUGACAUGGUCGGGGAAGAAAGCUUCUCUGUUCACACCAGGAAAGCUUCAAGACGGUCAGGAGGGCGUUAGAACCGGUGCUGAUGAAGCAGGAGGAGCAGGAGCAGGAGCAGGAGCAGCAGCAGCAGCAGCAGCUUCUCCUUUUGUGCCUGCUUACCUCACUACCCCUGCCCCUGGAACACCUAUCUUCCCUUCUGCCUCUCAAUUCUCCACUCCCUCGCACUUCUCUACUCCUGCUGCUACAGCCGUUACGGCCGCGAUAGUCACUACAGCUGCUACAGCUGCUACAGCUGGCACAGCUCCUGCUGCUACAGGCUUAGGCGCAUCUGCAUCUGCAUCUGCUACAGCAGCAGCAGCAGCCCGUAGGCACCUAGCUCGGGCAGCCACCCUUGUCGAAGCAGCAGUGGGCAGCCUCGGCGCGGCGGAUCGCUACCGAACCGACAAGGCUCGGUGGUACCCGGACGUGGGGCGGCUGGCUGGGUCGGACCUAGGGGGGGUGCGCAGGGGGAAGGGGCGAGGGAGAAAACGGAGAGCAGGGGGAGGAACGGGGGAUGUGUGGCAGUGGGUGGAGCGGUGGGAGCCGUGGGCAUGCAGUGCUGCUGUUAGGGCUGCGCUGUGGUCUCUGCUGGCUACGCUUAUUCAGCUCGAGGCCACAGCAGCAUGGGACGAGGAGCAGGCCUCUCUCCUGCACCGCCUCUCCCUCUCCCUCUCCUCGCUGCUCCUCUCAGCCUUCGCCACUGCAUUGGAAGCCAGGGACGUGGCGGGCAGGGGCGAGCAGGAGGGCGAGCAGGAGCAGCAGGAGCGGCAGGCGCUAGAGAGAGAAUUCUUCUGGAAGCGGGACUUUCUGCUCUCUGUGCUUGUUCAGCGGGCGAUUGCAGCAGCAGAGGUGUCAGAUGACCCCGCGGCCUCGCUGCGAGCCGCCCUAGCAGCUCCAUUUGCCCUGGCUCGGCAGCACUGCAGCUAUGCCACGCUCUUCCAUGUCUGCCGCUACCUGCAGGACGUGUCGCUGCUGGAAGCCCUCAUGAGGGACAUCCCAUCGGGUCCCGAGGGACGCUUCACCUUCUUUGUCUUCUCACAGUUCACAGCAGCGGGGGACGCUGCCGGCAUGAUGCGCUUUGGCCCGGCCUUCCCCUCCGAGCUCGAGUCCUUCCUCGAGGACCACAAGCACCUGCAGUGGCUGCACGACCUUCUUUUGGGUAACUUCCCCAAGGCCGCUUCUACCCUGCACGCGCUCGCCUCCUCCUUCCCAGCCGCGCAAUCCAUGAUGGAGCAAGAAGCUCAGCGGCAGGCCAAGCACGGGAAAGCCGGGAAGAAUCGGAGAAAGGAGCAGGGAGGGGACGAGGGAAUGGAAGGCAUGGAAGGGGGGGUUGCGGCUAUGGGGUUGAGUGUGCUAAGGAGGAGGAAGAAGCUGCUGCAGCUUGCGAAACUUUCCUUCCUGGCCAGUGCUUCAGACCCGUCGUCCCUCACGUCGCGAGCCACUGUCCUCUCUGCUGACAUUGAGCUGCGGCUGCUCAAGAUUCAGGAGGCCGCCAUGUCGGAGGGCCUAGCAGGCCCAGGCCCCAUAGGCGCAUUGGAGCUCGCAGCAGCACUGCUCCCAGGCCCUCGCCCCCUUCUCGUGCUCUCCUUUGAGGUGUUUGCUCUUGUCGGCCCCUCGCCCUUCCUCCACCCGCCUCCCCCUUUGGAUCCUCUCACUGGCCUUGCCUCUGAUGCUGCUCCUGCGGAUUCUGCUGCUGCUGGUACUGGCAGCGGCGGUGGCGGUGGUGGUGGUGGUGAUGGUGACUGUGGGAGUUUCGGGUCGGCGAAGUGGCAGAGGGAGCAGCGGAAGGAGGCGGUGCGAGUGCUGAAGCGAGCAUGGCUGGCAGCAGCAGAGGCGGACGACUGGGUGGAGAUGAGACAGAGGAGCGAGGACGAGGGAUGGACGGACUCCCAGUUUGUUACCGCUCUUCGCAGCUCUGCGCAGGUGAUGGGGGGCGGCGACGCAGUGGUGGAGGAGAUGGUUGAGUGA